Molecule: messenger RNA, 2474 nt
Organism: Neltuma alba
Lineage: Eukaryota; Viridiplantae; Streptophyta; Magnoliopsida; Fabales; Fabaceae
Product: protein WEAK CHLOROPLAST MOVEMENT UNDER BLUE LIGHT 1-like
Exons: 3
Coding region: 360-2192 (610 amino acids)
Biological process (GO): chloroplast avoidance movement; chloroplast accumulation movement
Cellular component (GO): cytosol
Source: RefSeq, a predicted model, not a curated record
UGAAGGGUGGUGGAGGAAGGAGGAGGAAGAAUGAAGACCCAACACGUGUAGGAAGGCCAAUUUGUUGUCGUAGAGGUGCCAUUUUAGGCGAAGGUGAUCGUCUUUCUGAGUUGGAGGCGGAUCAACAAACCCUAUCGCGCUGCGUUGUUCUUUCCUUGUUCGUCGCCUGACAGCGGAGGAGAAGUUUCCAUGCUUCUCCUUAUCCACAUUGCUUCUUCUGGGAUCCGCUUCGCUAUAAUUACCUCUCUUCUCUAGCUCGUCCAUUUCUAUUGCAUUCUGGGUUCUCUUUCCUUCCAAGUCCAAGAUAUUUAUCUUGGGUUUCAGACCAUCCUUCAGGAGAUCCCAGGUGCUAAAUUGAAAUGGAUGGUGUGAAAAUUAUUGAAGAGAUGCCACUUUCGGAACCCUCAAUUAUUGUUGAUCAGGCUGCUGGGGAAGUGGGAACAGAGUUUUCUCCAAAGCCUUCUGAUCAUGUCAAUGCGAAGAAACGCGUUAUUGAUACAGCAGCACCUUUCCAAUCUGUCAAAGAAGCUGUUUCCAAAUUUGGAGGAACUGUAGACUGGAGAGCCAAUCGAGCCAUGAGUAUGGAGAGGAUCAGGUUUGCAGAAGCAAAACUUGAAAAAUCAGAGGAGAACCAACUACCUAAUGAGGAUUUGGGAAGGACUUUGAAACUUAUAGAUGAAUUGAAACUCAGCCUUGAGAAGGCACAAAAGGAGGAACAUCAGGCUAAGCAAGAUUCAGAACUUAUGAGGCUCAAAGUUCAAGAGAUGGAGCAGAACAUCGAAAAUGAAGCUAGUAUUGCUGCUAAGGCUCAACUUGAGAUUGAUGAAGCCAUGCAUGCAGCUGCAGUUUCAGAUUUGAAAGCCAUAGAAGAGGAACUGGAAUCACUGCGUAAGGAUUUUGCUUCUAUGGUGAUUGAAAGUGAGAAAGCUAUUAAAGAAGCUGAAGAGGCUGUUGCUGAAUCUAAAAAGGUUGAGAAGACAGUGGAAGAUUUGGCUCUUGAGUUCAUUACUACUAAGGAGUCAUUGGAGUCCACGCAAACCAACAACUUAAAAUUUGAGACAGAAAGAACAAGAGCAGCCAUGGUUGGAGAUCUCAGAUCAAAACUGGAUGCAUCUUCUUCUUUACUGCUUGAUUUGAAAGCCAAACUAGAAGAGACAAAAUUGAAGCAGCAGUAUGAUGAAGAACAAAGAAAGGAACUUGAGGAAGUAAAACGCAAAAUAGCAAAAGAAACUGCUGAGGUUAACUACUUGAGGGUAGCUUCCCUAUCGUUAAAAUCAGAACUUGAAGAGGAAAAAUCUGUUAGUGCCGUGAUUAGGCAAAGGGAGGAAAUGGCGUCUGCUGCAGUUGCAUCUCUCAAAGAUGAACUUGACAGAACUCAAUCUGAAGUAGCUUUGGUUCAGAAGAAGGAGAAAGAAGCCAGAGAGAAGAUGAUUGAGCUGCCUGAGAAACUGGAAGAGGCAGCCCAAGAGGCUGAUCAGGCAAAGAUGCUUGCUCAGGAAGCUCAUUUAAGGCUGCAGAAAGCAAAGGAAGAGGCUGAACAAGCAAAGGCCAAAGCAAAUGAGAUGGAAAGUAGACUACUUGCAGCACAAAAGGAGCUAGAGGCUGUCAAGUCUUCUGAAAAGUCAGCAAUGGAAGCAAGUAAAGCAUUGCAAGAGAGUGAAUCAGCUAGAAGCAACAGUAAUGCAGAAUCUCCCUCUGAGGUGACACUUUCAAUGGAGCAAUAUGAUCAUCUCUGUAAGCUUGCCCAUGAAGCAAAUGAGCAAGCCAAUAAGAGGAUUUUGGCUGCUAAUUCUCAGAUUGAUAUGGCUAAGGAGUCUGAAUUGAGAAGCUUGAUGAGGUUGGAAGAAUUAAAUCAAGAGUUGGCUGAAAGAAGGAAAAUGCUGAAGGAAGUGACCGAGAAAGCUGAGAAGGCAAAGGAAGGAAAAUUAGGUGUAGAACAAGAGUUGAGAACUUGGAGGGCUGACCAAGAGCAACGAAGAAAUGCCAGUGAAGAAACCCAAGGAACAGUAAAUCAGAACAAAGAUUCCAAGUCUGGUUCUGAUGGAAAGCAAGAACCCAAAAAAUUGGACCAACCUACAAACAAAAAGGGCACUGGACCAUCCUUAGAAACAAAGACCAAAAAGAAGAAGAAGUCAUUGUCAUCAAAGAUUGCCAUGUUCUUUUCCAGAAGAAAAACCCAUCCAACUAAGUGAACUUAAUCUUUUACAGUAGUCCUACCUCCCAUCUUUCGCAAUUUUCCUCACAUGAGGUACAAUUGUUUGAUUUGACCAAUGCUGCAAACAUGUGUCUGUUUGAUAUACUUGUAGGCAUGGUUGAUAGGACUUGAUUCUCACCCGGUGGAACUCUGGAAUCUGUAUGUGCUGUGAAUUCUGGGGACACAUGCUUUUCUAUCAAGUUCUUGGUUGUAAAAAGAUAAUAAGAUGAUUUUUUAUUAUAUAUAGGCUGUAGCUAUUCAAUUAUUCUUUGUUUUUACU